AUGGCGUGUGCUACACGUGGCUCCCACAGACUUUCUCAAUUUAAGUUGGAUGGUGACGGUCAUGUGCAUGCAAAUCAAGUUCACGGCCAUGUGCAUGCAAAUCAUGUUCAUCACAUGAUCGAAUUCCUUUACCUCUCCGGUUUCAAGAGCACUGAAACCGCCGUGACAGUGAGUUUCUUCUUAAAGAAGUUGAUGGAAUAUGAAUCAAUGGCGAGAGUGAGGACCGCAGAGAUCAUGGCGAUGAAGGUGGAAAAUGGAAACUUCCGCCACGGUGGUUCCAGUAGGCAGUCCGACAUAAGAUAUUCAAAGGAGUUGGACAUAACAUACAUGUAA
Molecule: messenger RNA, 333 nt
Organism: Sphenostylis stenocarpa
Lineage: Eukaryota; Viridiplantae; Streptophyta; Magnoliopsida; Fabales; Fabaceae
Source: the annotation of a GenBank genome assembly